This is a messenger RNA of Ficedula albicollis (Collared flycatcher), 1238 nucleotides long. RefSeq names its product homeobox D8 (gene HOXD8). NCBI's taxonomy places the organism in Eukaryota, Metazoa, Chordata, Aves, Passeriformes, Muscicapidae. Bases 1 to 1005 code for a protein of 334 amino acids. The record is from RefSeq and is a predicted model, not a curated record. The transcript has 5 exons. Gene Ontology annotation, molecular function: RNA polymerase II transcription regulatory region sequence-specific DNA binding; DNA-binding transcription factor activity, RNA polymerase II-specific. Gene Ontology annotation, biological process: regulation of transcription by RNA polymerase II. Gene Ontology annotation, cellular component: nucleus.
AUGCGGGGCAGCCGGACUGGCCAGCGAGACAAAGACGAAGCGGGAAAGAGAGGACUGGAGACGACGCUGCUUGGGGCACGGGGGCCAGAGGGGGUGGUCGGCCCGAGCGGGGGCAGCGCCGAGCCUCGAUCUGCUCGCCUGGAAGGAAAUGACCCGGAGGGCCGGUUGGCAAGGGGGCCCGGCCGCUGCACGCCACCGCCCUGCGGGCACCCCACUGCCCUCGCCUACACCCCGGAGACCCUGCGAUGGGCAUCGGCUCCCUCUGAGGGGCUCUGCCCUUGCGGGCGGCGGCGCAGGCCGCGCUCCGGGCGGUGCAGCCUGGGUGUUCCGGGCGGCGUCGCCCCGGGCAGCGCGCCCGCGGUUAUCGCGCGGGAUCUGCGCGGCCGCCUCGCCCCUGCGCGGCGGGGCCCCGCGGACUUUUACCACCCGGCCGGGGGGAGCCCCACGGCCGCCUACCAGCCGCCUCCUCCUCCCCCCGCCGCGCCUCCGCCUCCUGCCCCCUGCAGCGGGGUUACCUGUCACGGGGAGCCCGCUAAAUUUUACGGAUACGAUAACUUACAGAGACAGCAGAUUUUUACGACACAGCAAGAGGCCGAGCUGGUACAAUAUCCUGACUGUAAAUCGUCCAGUGCUAAUAUUGGCGAGGAACCAGACCACUUAAAUCAGAGCUCGUCUCCUGCUCAAAUGUUUCCCUGGAUGAGACCACAAGCAGCGCCGGGUAGGAGGAGAGGAAGACAAACAUACAGCCGAUUCCAGACUCUAGAGCUGGAAAAGGAGUUCCUAUUUAACCCCUAUCUGACCAGGAAGAGAAGGAUCGAGGUGUCUCAUGCACUAGGACUCACCGAGAGGCAGGUAAAGAUCUGGUUUCAGAACAGAAGGAUGAAAUGGAAAAAAGAGAACAACAAGGACAAAUUCCCCGCUUCCAGACAGGAGGGAAAGGAAGGGGAGGCCAAAAAGGAAGCACAUGAUCUGGAAGAAGACAGAGCCGAAGGCCAGACGAAUUAAUUUUUGCCUCAAAUGUCUUUGUAAAAGUCAAUCAAAAAUAACCAGGGCUGAAGCCCGACAUCUUGGCUCAUCCACCCCUCUACCUGAUCUUGUCGUGGGACGAGUGACCCCACGUCCCUCCGUUUGACAUUUCUCUGCUUCGAGUGCUUCACUUGUUUGUGCUUUUACUUUGUUUAUAGGCGUAUCCAGAACGAUCUCUAGAUUUAACAUUUCAUCUACUUAUUUUUUCAAAU